AUGGAUCUUGCCAGGACGCCGGCGCGGCGGCCCAUGGAGCCCGGGCUGGCGCGGCGGCUGUGGCACGUCGUGCUCGCCGUCUGCCACAUGCUGCGCCGCGGCCUGGGUCGCAAGCGCCUCAUGAUGGACAUGCACCUCCUCGUCGGCCGCGGCAAGCUCGCCGGCCGUGCGCUCCGCGGCCUCCUCGUCCACCCUACCUCCGGCGGCCACCACAUCGCCGCCUCCUCCUCUACCUCCACCAUGGCGUCCUUCUACGGGCACCGCGCGCGGGAGGUGGAGUUCAGCUGCACCACCACGCCGUCCUACCCGCAGUACUACGGGCUCUUCCCCUUCAAGGGCCGAGGCGGGCGUGGCCGCGGCGACUACGGAGGCCUGGACGCCGCCGCGGUGGCGCGCGCGUUCGAGAUGAUGAGCGCCGACGUGGAGUCCGGAAGGGCCACGCCGGCGGUGGCAGGGGUGGCCACGGCGACUCCGUCCCCGAUGGUGGCCUGGAUCCUGGGCCGCAGCCCCGCCGGCGUCCGGCCGCUGCGCGUCACCGACUCGCCGUUCCCGGUCGUGCCGGAGGGCGGCAGCAACGAGCGCGUGGACGCCGAGUGCGACGACUUCAUCCAGAGGUUCUACGAGCAGCUACGGUUGCAGCACUCCGUCGCCACGCCGGAGUGUAGCUAG
Molecule: messenger RNA, 669 nt
Organism: Lolium rigidum
Lineage: Eukaryota; Viridiplantae; Streptophyta; Magnoliopsida; Poales; Poaceae
Exons: 1
Coding region: 1-669 (222 amino acids)
Source: RefSeq, a predicted model, not a curated record